Linum trigynum is the source of this 228-nucleotide messenger RNA. Lineage: Eukaryota; Viridiplantae; Streptophyta; Magnoliopsida; Malpighiales; Linaceae. The record is from the annotation of a GenBank genome assembly.
AUGGAUAUGAUAGUGAGGUGUUGUGAUGGAAGAAAACGAGGGAAGGAGAAACAUAGGAAGAUGAAGAAGGGAAGAAAGGAGAAACAGAGGAAGAUGAAGAAGGGAAGAAAGGAGAAACAGAGGAAGAUGAAGAAGGGAAGAAAGGAGAAAAAGAGGAGGAAGAAGAAGGGUACAUUGAAGAAAAGUAUCAUAUCGAUCUUGCUCUCAUGGCCUCAGAUGAUUCAUUAG